Molecule: messenger RNA, 4518 nt
Organism: Aspergillus ochraceoroseus IBT 24754
Lineage: Eukaryota; Fungi; Ascomycota; Eurotiomycetes; Eurotiales; Aspergillaceae
Product: LipA and NB-ARC domain protein
Exons: 5
Coding region: 1-4518 (1505 amino acids)
Molecular function (GO): ADP binding
Source: RefSeq, a predicted model, not a curated record
AUGGAUCCCUCGCGGAUCAAAGAAUUCGGACUCACUCAAGUUUACCAGUCUCCCGAAAAACCCCUCGUUGAUAUUGUUUUUGUGCAUGGCUUGAACGGUCACCCGCACCGAACUUGGACUUCCAAGACAACAUCAACAUUUUGGCCAGUCGAUUUGCUGCCACAGGUUCUGCCGAGUCAAGUUCGUAUCCUCACGUACGGAUAUAAUGCAAAUGUGACAGCCUUCACGGAUGGGGUGUCGAACGAUCGGAUUCUCAACCAUUCUGAGACUCUGGCGGCUCAGUUGGCGGCCAAUAGAACUCUAAAAAGAUGCUCCGAUAGACCAAUCAUCUUUGUAUGCCACUCACUCGGUGGAUUAGUGGUGAAGCGGGCAUUGAUCUACUCUCGAAGUAUCACAAAUGAGAAGAUCGAACACUUACGAUCGAUUUAUGUCUCUACGUACGGAAUUCUCUUUCUCGGGACCCCCCACAAUGGAUCAGACGUUGCCAAAUGGGGCCUAUUGCUGCAGAAUAUCUGUACCGCCGUACUCCCAAAGAAGUUCAUAGAGACAUCUCCCCACUUGGUCAAAGCCCUCAGAACCAAUAAUGAGACACUCCAGAACAUUAACGGUCUUUUUACGGAUAUAAUCCCCCGUUUUCAUAUAUACUUUUUCCAUGAGACCCUGUCGACCGAUGUCAAAGGAACACGAGAGUUGAUUGUUGACGAAACAUCGGCGGCUCCUUACGCAGAUGGGGUGGAGCGCAUGGGUAUCGAGGCAGAUCAUAUCCAUAUGUGCAAGUUCGACGACGAGAAUUCUCCAGGAUAUGAAGCUGUUGCGGAAGCGCUUUUACGAUAUUCUCAAGACGCGCCAACUACGAUUCAUCAGAGGUGGAACGAGGAGGAGAAGACCCGGAUGAUUUUCAGAACACAAAGGGCCAAGGAGAUAUUUGGGGAUGUCCCACAAGGCCCAAGUGUGCCGGAUUAUCGUCCUGCUCCUGGUAAGACUUUCUUGGCCCCAGAAACUGUGCCGCGCUCUAUUACUGAGGAGAACAUGAGAUAUUGGCACGGGAAGCUUUCGCUACUCAGGUUUAUCACCUCGCCUCUAUUUGGGCGGAGAUACGGCCAGUUAGCAGUUCAUGACUUUUUUUUAGUUCUUCUUCAUGCUCCUUCUUCUGAUGUUCCUGCACACCCCCUGUAUUUGCCUCCGCCAGAGAACAAAACAUCCUCCGUAUCAGAUAUGGCCGGCAGUAUAGAUAAAUCUCUAACUUUGGCUCGAUCCUGGCAGCAUCUUUGGGUGGUGCCCCCGGGGUUUCACCGAAACGCCUCUUUCUUUGGCAUGCAAAAAGAGAUUGAUGUCUUACAUGCCAGAUUAUUCAAAGCUAAGAAGCGCGCAGAGAAUCUUAUGGCUGUUCUUAUAUGUGGAGUUCCUGGUUCAGGGAAAUCGCACCUCGCACGACAAUACGUCUGGACUCAUCGUGAACAUUACCCUGGAGGUAUUUUUUGGGUUGACGCUAAGUCCUGUCAGUCAACAUAUAAGUGCUUAUGGGACAUUGCCCAAGCUGCAACAUUAACAGACGGCCAGGAGUUUCAAAGUGCUGAUGCCAAAUCAUCCACCAAGUAUGUCGAGGCUGUUCGCAACUGGUUACAGUCUCGCGAUGAAUGGUUGCUUGUCUUUGAUGGAAUCAGUUUUGGCAAUGACGAAGAAAUCAACCAUUUCAAGCAGUUCCUUCCGUUUAGAGAGCGGUGCAGCAUUAUUUAUACUUCUGUUGACAAGACAUUGCGGAAGAAGCAACGAUUGUACGAACCGUACUGUCUCCUGAUAUCUCCCCUGCAGGCUGAAGAUGCGUGCAAGCUGCUCUUCAAAGAUCUCGGGAUUAAGAGGCCCACUGCAGAGCAGGUUCGCAAAGCAACUGAGGUGGUCAAUCACUACGAAUGUCUUCCCCUGGCCAUUCACGCUAUUAGCCAUCGAUUAAGUGCCACAGAUAAGCCAAUCGAGAAGUAUCACAUCGACUCCCAUUUGACGGAUGAGAAACUUGCAGAGCCAUUCUUGAGUAUUAUGCAUGAUUUAUACCGGAGGGAGCAUUUCGCCGCUCUUAACCUCAUAAAUCUAUUAUCCUUCUUGGGCCACCAUGUCCCUGUCGGGCUCAUCACCCUUGGGAAAUCCUUCCUAGAUGCCUGGAAUAUUGAAAUUGUGACGAGCAGCAGGCAUGGUGAACGAGGCGACUUUGAUACGACACUAGGGAUCCUGAUCCGCUAUGGCCUAAUUGAAAGAACAUCCGACAUAUAUCCGCUUGAUCCAAUAUCUUCGUCGCCACGGCUUGAAAAGUGUCCUGUAGAUAUGAAGACAGUCAUUCCCGAAUUAUCCGAGUCACAAACAGAGAGUAGCCAGGAGGGCUUUUUCUCCGCGUAUCAAACCUCCGGAGUGUCAGAUGUUAUCAAAAUCCACAGCGUUGUCCAAGGAUUCUGCCGUGAUGAGCUCAAAAUCCUGGAUAAGGAACUCAAGGGGCGACUGCACUUAGGCAAUUCUGGCAACACCGAUGCUGGAUAUUAUGAUUCAUGGCUUGUUGUGGCUACUCGGGUCUUCUGCAAGUCGUACGGGAACGCGAGGAGUCGAAUGGACCGGGUCGAUGACUGCGGUCUUGUAAAAGAUUACCGCGAGUAUGAGACCCAUGCGUCACAGUUGAUUAAGAAUUUCCCCAAGAAAACCUCCUACGAUAUUGUUCGCGAGGCUCGGGAUGAGCUGAAGCAAGUUGUAAAGAGCAUCCGCAACGAGAUCGAUAGAAUCUCUCCAAGCUCCUCGCAGGAAUCAAUCCGCAAGCAUCGAUCCGUUUUUGACCGGUCGAGCAGCUCCUCUUCCUUCCCCGAGUCUACGACAUCUGAUGGACCGUCACGUCAGUUAACUUGGGACUUUAGCGAUGUGGUUUCUUCGAAGGCGGAAUCACCCCAGGAGAUGCGCAUGUCACCACAUCACGUAAACUUAGGGCCAAUUAUCCCUCAUAUUUAUAGGAACGCGAGUCGUGAUAAGUAUGACGGCUAUUUGACUGACGAUGAAGGGCUAAAGGCUUUCACACGAACCUCUCCAGCGAUGUCGCAAAUUAGUCAAGGCACUGAAAGGCCAAGGUCGUCUCAAGCUUCUAGUCCUCCACAGCAGGUUGAUGAUGAGGGCUGGCAUGUUGUUGAAAAUCCUUCCAGAAAUAAGCCAGCGAAGCCAAGGAAAUCGAAGUCGACCGCUAGAUUUCCUCGCCAUAUCCGCGAUUCAAGACCAGCGGCCCCUAUAUUGGAAAGGACCCCAGCGGAAUGGAGAAGUGUGAGCGACACAGACAAACGGAAAGCCGGUCCCCUUGUGUCUGCAUCCGAGGUACUCUCAGCAGUACAGAAGGCAAGCCCACCUCCGGCGCAUGCGAGCAUUGUACGACAAGACAGGGACAAGGAGAAUGUCAUUACCUAUGCAUAUGUAGCGUCGAGGUUCUCUCAAGACCAGCUGAACUCGACAAAACAGCGGUCAUCUUCAUCGCCUGGUGGGCGUACGCGCCCUGUAUUUUCAGGUGGACAGAGCAGAUCUUCUGUCGAGUCCUUACAUAGCAAUGUGCCGUUUUCGUCGCUGUCCACGGAAUUCAAGGCUGAUCCACUAAGCCAGUCGACGUAUAGCGAACCCGAUCAGGGCUUGCUGCAGGAAUUAAAUGCCCUGGACCUGAGAAUUGCCCCGGAUUCACGGUAUAAUGGCCAUCGCAUAUCUGCUUCAAGGAGAGUUGCGCCUCUGGCCGACAUGUCCGCAAGCACGCCAUCGAUUCUCAAUAGCCUCCCGUACGAUAGUAACAUUGAGAUCCAAGUCCCGCGGCGAGGAAAGGGAGUCUCUACGCUGGCCCUCAGCCAGACUUCAACUAACCUCAGGUCAAUUCCUCACCCCUCUGCCAUCAUGCCGGGGGCCUCGCCACCAUCCUCGCAGAUUCUAGACGUAUCUACCGGCUACGCAUCUGAUCCUGCAUUAGAGCCUAUGUCCCGCGGCCCUUCCGGACAGUCUCAUCAUUCCUGGUCAACCGAGCCAUCCCGCCACCCCCCCGGACCCUCAGCACUACCCUCUCAUCUGCAAUUUGCGGGCCCGCACCACUUCGUACCCCAACAGCAAACGCUGUCUGGGGCUGGAAGCUGGGUAUCAGACCUAGGACAGUACCCACGGCAACCCCUCCUUAGCACCAGCGCCCUCCAUGUUGAUACCUCGUACGCUGGCAUCGCUACAAAGCGGGCGAUUCCUCCACUGGAUACAAAUGUGAGCAAUCUAGACCCUGUGUGGGAUCCUCCCACGGCUUCAUCGGUGCACUUUGGUGCACACCGCGUGGAUUUGCACGAUGCCCGCCAACGAUUAGAGGGAUAUCGUCAUCAAUACCAGCUUCAAGCACGGCAGCAGUAUCAAAUCUAUCACGACAAUCGGUCAGGACCGCUACUUGCGCAGGAGCCAGCUGUUUGGCCUCUACAGAUGCGAGCACGAAGCGGGAGCUCACCCUCUUCUCCGGGAUUUAAUGGGUUAGGAUUAGAUAUUUGA